Messenger RNA from Gossypium arboreum, 2022 nucleotides. Its product is annotated as galactan beta-1,4-galactosyltransferase GALS1. The coding region runs from base 160 to 1668 and encodes 502 amino acids. The record is from RefSeq and is a predicted model, not a curated record. Lineage: Eukaryota; Viridiplantae; Streptophyta; Magnoliopsida; Malvales; Malvaceae. The transcript is spliced from 2 exons.
UUUAGGAAGAGGAAGGGGGUCCAACCCGAGGUCUAAAAAGGAAAACUGUCGGUAUGAGUAUGAAGGCUGAGUGACCCCCAUCCCCAUUUGAUUUAAUCCUUACGUUUCUUCUUCUUCCGGGAAUUAAUCAAAAUCAUCACUACCACAACCGACACCGAUAUGAGGAAAGAAGCAGUGCCCUCCACCGCCCCUUUCACCGCCACCACCGUUGGCAAGAAGCUAUUCCUUUGCUUUGAAACUAAACCCUUUGUUGUUACAUUGCUUGCUCUUACUUUAGUUAUGCUUCUCUGGAACUUCCCUCCUUACUACCAAAACCUCUCUACUACCCGUCCCUGUUCAGCUGCUCCUCUCGCCUCAGUCGUCGCUGCCGCCUCCACUAGCUUAUUCUCCACCAAUGCAUCACUCCCUUAUACAGCCACCCCCGCAGGUGAAAAGAAGUACUACUCGGAUCCUAAAGUUAAACCCAGGGACCCCAACAAGCGGGUCUUCGAGGCUUACGGUAACGCUGCUGCUUUGUUUGUGCAGAUGGGUGCUUACAGGGGCGGUCCUACAACAUUCGCGGUGGUGGGAUUGGCUUCCAAACCUAUUCACGUUUUCGGCCGCCCCUGGUACAAAUGUGAAUGGAUCUCAAAUAAUGGGUCAUCUUUCAGAGCCAAGGCCUACAAAAUGCUUCCGGAUUGGGGGUAUGGGCGUGUUUACACCGUGGUGGUGGUGAAUUGCACUUUCCCAUUCAACCCAAACCAAGACAACCUUGGUGGUAAGCUGAUGAUCAAUGCCUACUACGGUGAGUCCCCAAGGAAGUACGAGAGGUUCACAGCGUUGGAGGAGACCCCUGGAUCUUACAAUGCCGCCAAGUACCGGCCACCAUUUCAGUACGAAUAUUUGUACUGUGGGUCGUCUCUGUACGGGAACCUCAGCGCUGACAGGAUGAGAGAAUGGAUGGCUUACCACGCCUGGUUCUUUGGGGCAAGCUCGCAUUUCGUGUUUCAUGAUGCGGGCGGGGUCUCCCCGGAGGUCAGAGCGGCUCUCGAACCUUGGGUGCGUGCCGGAAGGGCUACGAUUCAAGACAUUCGGGACCAGGCGCAGUUCGAUGGGUAUUAUUAUAACCAGUUUUUGGUGGUGAAUGAUUGUUUGCAUCGCUAUCGACACGCUGCCAAUUGGACUUUCUACUUCGAUGUGGACGAGUAUAUCUAUUUACCUGAUGGAAACACUUUGGAGUCGGUGUUAAAUGAAUUCUCCGCUUAUACACAGUUUACUAUUGAGCAGAAUCCAAUGUCCAGCCUGCUCUGCCUAAAUGAUUCCUCUCAACAAUAUUCCAGGCAAUGGGGAUUCGAGAAGCUUCUGUUUAGAGAAUCAAGAACGGGAAUUCGGCGUGACAGGAAAUAUGCAAUUCAGGCAAAGAAUGCAUUCGCAACGGGAGUGCAUAUGUCGGAGAAUGUUAUUGGGAAAACAUUACAUAAAACAGAAACAAAGAUUCGUUAUUAUCACUAUCACAACACCAUUACCGUACACCAAGAGCUAUGCAGAGAGUACCUCCCUCCCUCUGCCAAAAACAAUGUCACUUGGUUCAAUAAGCUACCCUAUGUCUACGAUGAUAACAUGAAGAAACUGGCCAACACCAUCAAGGAAUUCGAGCAUAAAACCAUUGGAGACCUCGGUUCUCUAUGACCCCACACCCCACAUUCCACUCCAGCAGCUACCACAUGUAUCAGUUUAAUGCGUUAAUGGUUGAGCAUUCAUGGCAUAUGUGCUGAUUUUUACAUUUGGGUUUGCUCAAAAUUUAUUCCUCAUUCAUGCUAAAGAUGGCCCCCACCCAUUGCUAGCUGUGGCGAGAAACUCAUGGAACAAGCUGGAAAGGGGCCCCCGAUAUCGUUUUGAUUUUGUCUCUAGUGGUAAGUGUGUGUUUUACUUGUACCAUUUUGUUUUUGGUUCUAUAUCUGUAGUGGGAAUACUUGUAAAAUUAUUUCUCUUACAUAUUUAAGUUAUUGCUUUAUAGAUUCAUACCAGUUUUAUAAUAGAAAA